UUUUUUUCUUGGAUUAAGCUUAGUUGAUUUAAAAUUUGUUAAAAAGGGUAAUACACAUCACAUUUAGGUUUUGGUUGAAAUUCUUAUCUUAUUGAAUUCAUUACGCCUGAUGUUUAAACUUCAUAUUUGGCUCAUAAAUAUUUGACUAAGAAUAUUGAAAUUGAGGAACAAUUUUAACUCUUUAUCGAGUUGUAAUGGAGAUUGUAUAAUGAACUGUGAUUUAAUUUUAUUAGUUUUAGAUGCUUCUUGUUUUCUUAAAAAAAUUAGAUACUUGUUUGCAGGCACGAUUUUUAAAAAAAAAAACACUAAAAUCUGUGUUGAUUGUUAAAUGAAUAUAUGAAAUACAAGAUGAAAUUGAUAAUUAUGUUUUUUUUUUUAAAUUAAAUGAUGGCCCCGGCCACCUAUAAGAAGCCAACCUGCCUCCAGAUAUUGUUGGGAAAGCUAACUGGCAAUUCUUAGUACUUACCACAUCAGUGAAAAAAAUAAUACUAGUAAUAGUAGUAAAAAAGAAAUUUAGUGCAAAGAAAGAGAAGUCGGAAAUGGCGAUCGGAACCAAAGUGAGCGUGGGUGUCAUGGUCGCCGCCUCCUCCCUCGCCAAUUGCAGAACCACUUUAUCCUUGGUUCAGUUCCACCUUCCACUACUCCGACCCCGCCUGCCGUCGGCUGGGCCCUUACACAACCUCCCUCUAGCUCACGUUUCCAAUCUUAUCAAGUCUGGUUAUUGCAUUCAAACUUCUCAGGAGAAAAAUAACUAUACUCGUUCGUGUAAGCAACGCGCUUUUUUCGGAGACGGCGGCUUGGAGCUGCACGAUGCCGGAGCCACGGCUUUGGUUGUCGCCGGAGCUUACACUCUCGUCUCGACUUUUGAUAAACUCACCUCCGCAAAUCUCAUCCAACAGAAUUUGAGCCGAAAACUGGUCCACAUACUGUCUGGAUUGCUCUUCAUGGCUUCCUGGCCAAUGUUCAGCACAUCCACAGGAGCUCGUUACUUUGCUUCGCUGGUGCCCCUCAUAAACUGCUUAAGGCUUAUUGUCUAUGGCCUUUCAUUGGCUAAAGAUGAGGGACUCGUAAACUCUGUCACUCGAGAGGGGAAGCCUGAGGAAUUGCUUCGAGGUCCCCUUUAUUAUGUUAUGAUACUAAUUUUAAGUGCAAUAUUUUUCUGGCGUGACUCUCCCGUUGGAGUGGUUUCAGUGUCAAUGAUGUGUGGUGGGGAUGGCAUUGCCGAUAUCAUGGGAAGGAGAUUUGGAUCCUUAAAACUACCUUACAAUCAACAGAAGAGUUGGGCUGGUAGCCUCUCCAUGUUUGUAUUUGGUUUCUUGAUUUCUAUUGGGAUGCUGUACUACUUUUCAGCCCUUGGAUGCUUUCAGUUGGAUUGGAGCUGCACGGUACAAAGAGUUGCCUUGGUAUCCUUGGUAGCAACACUGGUGGAGUCCCUCCCAACUACAGGAAUAGUAGAUGAUAAUAUCUCUGUUCCUAUAGCAAGCAUGGUAACUGCGUUUUUGAGUUUUGGUUACUAGCUGGUCAGAGAGAAUACUGUGUUACAUGCGUGUCAUAAUUUUUCUGUUGGCACUUCAAAUACUUCCCUUUUCAAUAUUUCCUGUUUCGUUUUUUUACUUUCUGGUGCAUAUUUUUCUUAUGUUUUAACCUCGAAAUUUCCUUAGCUCAUUGUAUUUGGGAACAAUAAAGAAGAAAAGGAGUAAUGGUUGGUA
Molecule: messenger RNA, 1709 nt
Organism: Coffea arabica (coffee)
Lineage: Eukaryota; Viridiplantae; Streptophyta; Magnoliopsida; Gentianales; Rubiaceae
Product: probable phytol kinase 1, chloroplastic
Biological process (GO): vitamin E biosynthetic process
Cellular component (GO): chloroplast
Molecular function (GO): phytol kinase activity
Source: RefSeq, a predicted model, not a curated record